AUGGCCCCUCCGACAGGGAAUGUCGUGGACAGCCAGACCCCGCGGCUCGUGGCCAGGCAGCUGCGCUGGGACCUGACGGCCGAGCAGAUCGAGGCCAUGGCCACCGAGCUGACCGAGAGCACCAAGCUCGUGUACGACCGCGUGGGAGCCCAGGAGAGAGGCGAGGUCUCCUACGAGAACACCCUGAAGGCUCUGGCGGAUGUGGAGGUGGAAUACACAGUCCGUAGGAACAUGCUGGAUUUCCCCCAGCACGUGUCCCCCUGCAAGGCCAUCCGCACCGCCAGCACCGAGGCCGACAAGAAGCUCUCGGAGUUCGACGUGGAGAUGAGCAUGAGGCAGGAUGUGUAUCAGAGGAUUGUGUGGCUCCAGGAGAAAGCAGAGAGCGCUUCCCUGAAGCCUGAGGCAAAGAGGUACCUGGAGAGGCUGAUCAAGCUGGGAAAAAGGAACGGGCUUCACCUCCCCGAGGAGACACAGGAGAAAAUCAAAGCUAUUAAGAAAAAGCUGAGCGUGCUGUGCAUAGACUUCAACAAGAACCUCAAUGAAGACACCACUUUCCUGCCCUUCUCCAGGGAGGAAUUAGGGGGGCUCCCUGAGGAUUUCCUGAACUCCCUGGAGAAGACAGAGGAUGGGAAGCUGAAGGUCACACUGAAGUACCCACACUACUUCCCCCUGCUGAAGAAAUGCUACGUGCCUGAGACCAGGAGGAAGGUGGAGGAGAUGUUCAACUCCAGGUGCAAAGAGGAGAACUGCCUGAUCCUGAAGGAGCUGGUGGACCUGAGGGCUCAGAAGGCCAAUCUGCUGGGUUUCAGCACCCACGCUGACUUUGUGCUGGAGAUGAACAUGGCCAAGAGCAGCAGGACGGUGGCCACGUUCCUGGAUGAGCUGGCCCAGAAGCUGAAGCCCCUGGGGGAGAAGGAACGGGCUGUGAUCCUGGACCUGAAGAAGAAGGAGUGCGAGAAGCGCGGGCUGGAGUUCGACAACCGCAUCAACGCCUGGGACAUGCGCUACUACAUGAACCAGGUGGAGGAGACCAAGUACAGCGUGGACCAGAACCUGCUCAAGGAGUAUUUCCCCAUGCAGGUGGUCACCACGGGCCUCCUGGCCAUCUACCAGGAGCUGCUGGGCCUCACCUUCCAGCUGGAGGAGAAGGCUCAGGUGUGGCACGAGGACGUGCAGCUCUACACGGUGAAGGACGCGUCCUCCGGGGACACCAUCGGGAAAUUCUACCUGGACCUGUACCCAAGGGAAGGGAAGUAUGGGCACGCCGCCUGCUUCGGCCUCCAGCCCGGCUGCCUCUUGCCAGACUCCAGCCGGCAAAUCUCAGUGGCCGCCAUGGUGGCCAACUUCACCAAACCCACGCCGGACGCCCCUUCCCUGCUGCAGCACGAUGAAGUGGAGACCUACUUCCACGAAUUUGGGCACGUCAUGCACCAGCUCUGCUCUCAGGCGGAGUUUGCCAUGUUCAGUGGGACACACGUGGAGCGGGAUUUUGUGGAGGCCCCGUCCCAGAUGUUGGAGAACUGGGUGUGGGAGAAGGAGCCGCUGCUGCGCAUGUCCAGGCACUACAAAACAGGGAGCCCCAUCCCGGAUGAGCUGCUGGAGAAACUCAUUAAAUCCCGGCAGGCGAACACAGGGCUCUUCAACCUACGCCAGAUUGUCCUGGCCAAGGUGGACCAGGCGCUGCACACCCAAACCAAGGCUGACCCCGUGGAGGUGUUUGCCCAGCUCUGUGAAGAGGUGCUGGGUGUCCCUGCCACCCCAGGUACAAACAUGCCGGCCACCUUCGGCCACCUGGCCGGGGGCUACGACGCCCAGUACUAUGGCUACCUCUGGAGCGAGGUGUAUUCCAUGGACAUGUUCCACACUCGUUUCAAGCAGGAGGGAAUCAUGAACUGCAAGGUGGGCAUGGAUUACAGGAACUGCAUCCUGCACCCCGGCGGCUCCGUGGACGCCUCGGACAUGCUGAGGAAAUUCCUGGGCAGGGAACCCAGGCAGGACGCCUUCCUGGCCAGCAAGGGACUGAAGGUGGACAGCAACUCUGUGCCUUCGGCCUGAGGUGCUGCACUGGUGGGGGAAACUCCUGCCUUCACACCUGCCCUCACCUGGUUCCUGUCACCAAACACCCCCCGGGCCACCCCUGCCUGGAGCUGCCCCUCCAGGAUCCCUCUCUGAGCCCCUCCCGGGGCGUUGGGAGCUGGGCUGGGGCUCUGUGGUGACACAGAGGUGACCUGUCCUUGUCACCCUAGUGCUGUGUGUCACCCACACCAAUUGGCUGAACUUUGAACCUGAUUUCUGCACGAGGGUGAGUUUUUGGCCUGGUUUUGGAGCCAGGAAGGAGGAGGAGAGGAGUUCCCAAACUUGAAUAUUUGUUUUUAAAUCCCUUCUCUUUUAAGAAAUCUCGUUGUUGUUGUUGUUGCCACCUUGGCUUGGUUUGUGCCCCAUGGCAGACACGGCUGUCACCAGGGCAGGGACAGCUCCCCCCAUCUUUAGGCAGCUCUUGGCUGUGCAGUAAAGAUGGGGAGAUCCCAGAGC
This is a messenger RNA of Cinclus cinclus, 2532 nucleotides long. RefSeq names its product thimet oligopeptidase 1 (gene THOP1). The record is from RefSeq and is a predicted model, not a curated record. Bases 1 to 2055 code for a protein of 684 amino acids. The transcript has 13 exons. Gene Ontology annotation, biological process: proteolysis; peptide metabolic process. Gene Ontology annotation, cellular component: mitochondrial intermembrane space. NCBI's taxonomy places the organism in Eukaryota, Metazoa, Chordata, Aves, Passeriformes, Cinclidae. Gene Ontology annotation, molecular function: metalloendopeptidase activity.